AUGGAGGUACGCCUCAAGCUUAGCAAAUCUAGCUCAUCCCCACCGGUUGAUACUACUCUCUACCAGAGUCUAGUCAGGAGCCUCCGGUACCUCAUCCACACCCGGCCGGACCUGGCCUACUCAGUAGGCUACGUCAACCGCUUCAUGGAGAGACUAUGUGAAGAGCAUCUCAUCGCCGUCAAGCACAUACUGCGCUAUGUUGCAGGGACAAAAACAUUGGGUGUUCUCUACACGGUCAGGAAGAAAAAGAGCGUGUGGCCAUGUUUGUUGGGCUACAACGACAGUGACAUGGCCGGCGACAUCGAUGAUAGGAAGAGCACCUUCGGGAUGAUCUUCUUCCUUGACAGCAACCCCAUCACCUGGUAG
Messenger RNA from Phragmites australis (common reed), 366 nucleotides. RefSeq names its product secreted RxLR effector protein 161-like. NCBI's taxonomy places the organism in Eukaryota, Viridiplantae, Streptophyta, Magnoliopsida, Poales, Poaceae. The record is from RefSeq and is a predicted model, not a curated record. The transcript has a single exon. The coding region runs from base 1 to 366 and encodes 121 amino acids.